AUGACGAUGAAUAUGAAGGUGAUCGUAUAUUCAGCUAUUGGUAUAAGUAUAUUCGCUGUGCUAACAACCGUUGUUACGAUUGGUAUUGCUUUUCAAAAUAUGAACGCUUUAUGUGAAUAUGUUAUGGAUGAAAUGGGCGAUUUCAAGAAAGUUGCUGAUGAUACAUGGAACAAAAUUUUAUAUAUCAAAUCCGGUCCUCUUAAAAGGUACCAAAUUCAGGAAAAAUUACAUGGAAUUAUCGAAAGACACCACCGCGAAGCAAAUAAAUGUCAUUGUAAGCCAAAAAGAAAAAAAUGCACCCCUGGUCCUCCUGGACCACCGGGGAAUACAGGAAAGCCCGGUGCAGAUGGUGUUGAUGGCGAAGAUGGUAAACCAGGUGCACCAGGAGUUGCAUUACUGGCAACAUAUCAUUUUCCAAGCGGAUGCAUUGAAUGUCCAGCUGGACCUCCGGGACUGAAAGGACCAAGGGGUCGCAUAGGAGAAAUCGGACCACCCGGAAAAGUCGGACCUGUUGGCAACAAAGGAAAAGAAGGAAAAGCUGGACCAACUGGGAAACAAGGGAUGACAGGAAAAGUAGGCCAUGCUGGGCCACCUGGCAGGCCAGGCGUACCAGGGUUAGAUGGCAAAAAAGGACGUGGAAGACCAGGUCCUAAAGGGGCUCCAGGACCACUCGGACUUCCUGGACCGAAGGGAUUUGAUGGUAAACCAGGGCUUGUUGGUGAAAAAGGAAGGCAAGGGCAACCUGGACGACGAGGAAAAGAUGGAAUCCCCGGGAAAAAUGGACGACAAGGAAAAAUGGGCGCUAAGGGCAUACCGGGACCAGAUGCAUACUACUGCCCGUGCCCUUCAUACGGAAAAUGA
Messenger RNA from Dracunculus medinensis (Guinea worm), 861 nucleotides. The record is from the annotation of a GenBank genome assembly. NCBI's taxonomy places the organism in Eukaryota, Metazoa, Nematoda, Chromadorea, Rhabditida, Dracunculidae.